UGGGAAUACGGAUUAACACAUCAAUUCUUCUGCUGUCUAUCAUCACAAGAGUAAAGCUCCACCCCAGGAAAUCGCAGCUCAGCCUACUCGCACCCGAGUUUACUCAAACUGCUUUCACUGUCUGAACUGAUCAGACAUGACCAUGAAUCACACCAGCAUGGCAAAUGUUUUAGAAGCAGCUGAGGAAUACUACGAUUACUACAAAGAAGAACAAAACAUCCAGCUCUGCAGCAACACCAACAUACAUGCCUUCAGCCAAGUGUUCCUCCCUACCAUCUACAGCAUCGUCUUCAUCAUGGGCUUCGUCGGCAAUGCUCUGGUGUUGUGUGUCCUGGUCAAGUACCACCAAAGGUCAAACGUGACAGAUGUGUGUCUCUUCAACCUGGCCCUUUCAGACCUCCUCUUCCUGAUCUCACUGCCUUUCUGGGCUCAUUACGCUGCCGUCUCUGAGUGGAGCUUCGGGAGCUUCAUGUGCCAUAUGGUAACAGCGCUCUACAUGCUGGGAUUCUAUGGAAGUAUCUUCUUCAUGAUCCUCAUGACCUUGGACCGCUACUCUGUCAUUGUCCAUGCCCAUAAUUCCCUCUUCUCCAAGUACCGGUCCGUCAGAGCUAGCAUAGCUGUGGCUAUGUUUAUGUGGGCACUUAGCUUAGGAGCUUCUCUGCCAACCAUCAUUUUCUCCCAAGUGAUAAAUGACUCAAAUGUAUUAAUGUGCAAAGAGGAAUAUCCAGAAGAGACAUUCUUGUUGUUAUUCUCUUACAUUGAGAUGAACCUCCUCGGUUUGAUUAUUCCUCUCUCCGUGAUGGUGUUCUGCUACUCGCGUAUCAUCCCCAUCUUAAUGGCCAUGAAAUCUCAGAAGAGACACAAAGCUGUCAAGCUCGUCCUGGUCUUGGUCAUUGUUUUCUUCCUCUUCUGGACGCCCUACAACAUCGUCCUCUUCAUGAAGUUCCUGCGUCAGUUUGGCUACAUGGCCAGCUGUCAAUGGGAGGAGAACCUGAACAUGGCCACGCAGUGGGUGGAAACCUUAGCGUUCAGUCACUGCUGCCUCAACCCCAUCAUCUACGCCUUUGUAGGGCAGAAAUUCAGGAAUUCCAUACUGAAGAUAUUUAAACAGUGGUUUCCUAUUUGCUUUGGUCGAUGCUCUAUAAUUGUCAGUGAGAUCUCAGAGAGGAGAAGCUCUAUGUACUCAAACUCCUCAGUGGUUUCCAGCACGAAGAUUGUGUAGCUAAAAGCAGAAAAAAAUGUAAUUCCUUAUUGUUAAAAAAGAAGUGCAUUUAAACAUGUAGAAAGUUCACAAGUUGGUAAGAUUUUCGUUUUUUAAACACAACUUUGUAUUUUCUCUGCUCACUUUUUUAUUUUAAACAGCAUCAAUGUUUAUAUCUGAAUGUAAAUAAUGCAGCC
This is a messenger RNA of Silurus meridionalis, 1398 nucleotides long. RefSeq names its product C-C chemokine receptor type 4-like. Bases 137 to 1222 code for a protein of 361 amino acids. Lineage: Eukaryota; Metazoa; Chordata; Actinopteri; Siluriformes; Siluridae. The transcript has 3 exons. The record is from RefSeq and is a predicted model, not a curated record. Gene Ontology annotation, cellular component: membrane. Gene Ontology annotation, biological process: immune response; chemotaxis; G protein-coupled receptor signaling pathway. Gene Ontology annotation, molecular function: chemokine receptor activity.